AAAUCUGAUUUUAUUCUUUUUAAUCGAAGCUGACUUACAAUGUUGAAGUACACAAUGAUUUUGCUGGUUUUAGUUUUUUUCGUGGAUAGUAAGGUAGCUCCGGACCGAUUCCUUCUUCCAGGAACUACAGAACCAAUCCUUAACUGCGGAAAGCAACUAGGCCUUAAAUUUGAAGAUCUCCUUGACAACUUGGAGCAAAAUGCUGGGGGACUUCCAUAUAAAGAAUUUGAUCUAUGUUGUUGGAGAUCAUUAGGUAUGAUAACAGCUGAUAAUCAAGUCAAUCAAGAAGUAGCUCCGAAAAUAAUAGCACUAUUCUUCCCUGAAAACCCUGAACAACUUGAGAAGGACUGCUUUAAGAGUAUUCGUGAUCCUUUGAAUGAUAUUUGGGAUAUGAGUGUUUGUAUUAUUCGAAUUGUAGCCCAGUGGUAGUACUCGUAUUUAUGUUUUUUAUAAACUAUAAGUAUUUA
Molecule: messenger RNA, 467 nt
Organism: Diabrotica virgifera virgifera (western corn rootworm)
Lineage: Eukaryota; Metazoa; Arthropoda; Insecta; Coleoptera; Chrysomelidae
Exons: 2
Coding region: 40-429 (129 amino acids)
Source: RefSeq, a predicted model, not a curated record